Molecule: messenger RNA, 3247 nt
Organism: Osmerus eperlanus (European smelt)
Lineage: Eukaryota; Metazoa; Chordata; Actinopteri; Osmeriformes; Osmeridae
Gene: eefsec
Product: eukaryotic elongation factor, selenocysteine-tRNA-specific
Exons: 7
Coding region: 701-2437 (578 amino acids)
Biological process (GO): selenocysteine incorporation
Molecular function (GO): translation elongation factor activity; GTP binding; GTPase activity
Source: RefSeq, a predicted model, not a curated record
GUCAUGUGCCUUGUUUGUCGAAAUGUGUUGCCAUGUGAGUAACGAAUACGAAGGAAAACCAUAGGAAGUACCGCCUUAUUUUUUGUUAUAAUGUCAACUAUUGGCCAGUUUAUACCCCGUUCAUAAAACCAUUGGCUAGAAACGAGGUCAUUUUGUGACGAUAAAACCCGCCUCUUUUACUCUAUAUCCGUACGUGUUCACGUUUCUUUGACGGUAAGGAAACUUAAUAAAGAGCUACAAUGUUCCUAAGUAAAUAUAAAUGUAAAAAUGUCUGAAGUAUGUAUUCUCUGGUGUUUAUAUGAAUAUUGUAUGCUCAUCACUCAAAGCUAAACCUUUUGAACUAUUGCAAGUAUUAUUUACUAUGCUAUUUGCAUUUCUAAACCUUUUUUGUAUGAUUCAAACCUGUGUUUAUGGCACUGAUAAGAUAGAACUACUGUUCCGGGCAGAGGACCGUUUUUAGUGAUACUCGGCCGUGAGGAAGAACAGUUGACAGGAGGAAAGUUCCUCCAUGCAAUCAUCAGAACCAAAAGGUCUUCAAACUAAGAUACAAUUUCAGUGAACCACUUUUGGAAAACUAUUUCAGCAGUUGUAUGUAAUUUAGGCAUUACGAAAAGCGAGCUAGCCUAGCCAUAGUGUCAGUGACUAAUAGUUUAGGGUUCCAGGAUCAGGUAGACAGUCAAUCCAAAGUUGCGACAGCAGUAUGACAGACGUCACUUGUUGCAAAACCAAUACCAAAACGCUGAAUUUCAAUGUUGGGGUUCUUGGACAUGUUGACAGCGGCAAGACCUCACUUGCCAGGUCGCUCAGUAGCACAGCAUCAACGGCUGCCUUUGAUAAAAACCCGCAGUCCCGAGAGAGGGGCAUCACUUUGGACCUCGGAUUCUCCUCUUUUACUGUGGACCUCCCGGACCAUUUACAGGAAAGCGCAUAUGAAAGCUUACAGUUUACGUUAGUGGACUGUCCUGGACAUGCGUCUUUAAUUCGCACCAUCAUUGGAGGGGCCCAGAUUAUUGACCUGAUGAUGCUGGUGGUGGAUGUGGUGAAGGGGGUCCAGACUCAGACAGCAGAGUGUCUGCUUGUUGGUGAGCUGACCUGCCCUAGAAUGGUGGUCAUCCUCAACAAGACUGACCUUCUGCCCCCCAACAAGAGACAGGGCGCCAUCGACAAGAUGACCAAGAGACUUCACAAGACCUUGGAGAACACAAGUUUCAAAGACUGUCCAGUAAUUGCUGUAGCAGCAAAGCCUGGAGGUCCUGAGGCACCAGACACGGAUGAACCCCAGGGCAUCCCUGAGCUGAUAGAGUUGCUGAAGAGCCAGACAUACCUCCCUCGCAGAGACCCAGAGGGGGCCCUGCUCAUGGCUGUGGACCACUGUUUCUCCAUCCGAGGUCAGGGGACGGUUCUGACUGGAACCAUCCUGCAGGGGGCGCUGGCUAUCAAUGACACUGUGGAGAUCCCAGCUCUCAAGGUGACGAAGAAAGUCAAGUCCAUCCAAAUGUUCAGGAAGCCUGUGUCUGCAGCUAUGCAGGGCGACCGGGUGGGGGUGUGUGUGACCCAGUUUGACCCCAAACUCCUGGAGCGGGGGGUGGUGUGCACCCCGGGCUCCCUGCACACCAUCCACGCUGCCCUCAUCUCAGCCAGAAAGAUCGGCUACUACAAAGGCCCCCUCGCUUCCCGUGCAAAGUUCCACAUCACCGUGGGCCAUGAGACCGUCAUGGCCAAGGUGACCUUCUUCGGCCUCCCCCCUGGUCAGACCCCCUCCGCCCCUCAGCUGGACCCUGUUGCCCUGGACACACCCUUCUCCUUUGACAGAGAUUACUUCCACCAGGAAGAAUACAUCAUUGGCCAGGGGGAGGCAGGAGGGGCGAAGUCUGACCCAGAACAGUGGGCCCUGCUGGAGUUUGAGCGUCCGGUCACAUGCCCGUCUCUCUGCUUGGUCAUUGGUUCUAAGCUGGACACAGACAUCCAUGCCAACGCAUGUCGACUGGCCUUCCAGGGGAGACUGUUGGAGGGCUUUGAGGAGAAGGGCUAUGCUGAGAGCACCCUGCCCCGCCUACGCAUCUACAAGACCAAACAGAAGGAGGGCCAGGUGGAGAGGGUGACUGAUGACUACACUGUGAUUGGACGAAACCUGUUCAAGAAGGAGACCAACCUGCAGAUGUUUGUGGGGUUAAAGGUCAAGCUGUCAACGGGUGAGGCCGGGGUCAUCGAGGGUGGCUUUGGACAGAGUGGAAAGUUUAAGAUCCGGGUACCAGAGGGUUUAAGCCCAGAGACCAAACAACUCCUGUCUUCCUCCUCUAAGAAGAAAGGAAAAGGCGGGGCAAAAGGGGAACCGGUCAAAGAGGAGGAGCCAAAGACAGACUCUCAACCUAUCAGCAUCCAUCUCACUUUCAAAAGAUAUGUCUUUGACCCCCAUAAGAAAAUGGUCCAGUCCUGAUCUAUAGAGUACGGGCCAUAGGAUGAAACCACUGUACACAGUGCUGGGUAAGAGAGAAGGGGGAUGACUGUAUGAACACAUCUCCCAAUCAGAAAGACAUGGAGCUCUAGUUUGAAUGUUCUGUGUAGUGCUGAGAUGCCUAAGCACAGAGAUUGUGUUUCUUUGAGAGCCCAGUUUAUAGUGGAGGUCAUAGCAAAAAUAUUUUUUACACACUACAUUUUUGUCAAACUUAGAAAUGUUGUCAAAUUUCCAAUGUGGUAAAUUUCCUGAGAAUAUCCUGACUUUAGAUACAGUUCUGUUCUAUAUCUUUGAUCCUGACCUGCUCUUUCCUUCCACCCUGUCCGAUAUUUCUCUCUCUCUCUCUCUCUCUCUCUCUCUCUCUCUCUCUCUCUCUCUCUCUCUCUCUCUCUCUCUCUCUCUUAUUCUCUCUCUCUCCUGCUCUUUAGUUCUUGUGUCUCUCUGCAUUUCUUUAUUUCAACUGUGCCUUCACUGACGUGACCACAUCAGAAUGCGUUGCCAAAGUAAUCAUCCAUUUCCACUAAUGUAACACCCGCUGAGUUCUGCGCUCUCCUUCCUCAUCAUGCGCUUCAGCUGGGGGUGAAAGGUCACUGUUCCCUGGGUUGGGUUUGGACACGUCCCUCCACUGCUCUCAUGUGAUUCCAUUUUUAUUUCAAAGUUUAAUUACAUUUUCUUUUGGCAAGACUCUGGCCAGGCUGUGUUUUACUCUGAUUACCAGCUGGAAUGAGAGAAGUAACUCUAAGUUUCCAUUUGAAUAAUGUAAGAGAGGCAAAAUAAAGUAAAUUAAUUCUG